Messenger RNA from Glycine soja, 1573 nucleotides. RefSeq lists its product as uncharacterized. The transcript has 7 exons. Bases 131 to 1258 code for a protein of 375 amino acids. The record is from RefSeq and is a predicted model, not a curated record. Lineage: Eukaryota; Viridiplantae; Streptophyta; Magnoliopsida; Fabales; Fabaceae. Gene Ontology annotation, molecular function: oxidoreductase activity.
AAAACAAAUUAAACUUGAGAAGAAAAAAAGGCCUGCAAAGGGACAUUGUACCUUAAAUUAAAAGAUUGAAGUUUCAUGUAGUUUCUUUUUCAUCAUCCAUUGAACUGAACCUUAAAUUAAUUAUAGAACCAUGUUUGCAACUACCAAUUCCUCCACUUUGUCACCUUUAUUCUCUUUCAGUAGAACAACAGCAACCUCUCUGCCUUCCAAACCCACAUUCUGGAAUUUGGUUCCAAUGAAACAAUCUUCUUCUCCGGGGCACUUGGCCUUAGCCUUAGACAAUCCACGUAGAACACUUCACGUGUCUUGUGGCUCCACAUCACCACAUGCUUCCCAGAGAUCAUCAAUUCAGGGGGGUGAAGCUUUUUUCAGGGGUGUGUUGGAAAGUAUGCAAUCUGUUUACUUGAACAGAAAUCGUACUGCUAAGGCCAUAUUGGACCUUGUUCACUCUGCUGAGAAUAACUCAUUAUGCUAUGAUCAUCUUGCAUUCAGGACAUUUGGGGUGAAUGGUUAUGGAAUUGAUUCCAUGGCUAGUUUUUUUCUGGAUUAUGGCUAUACACAAAGGGAAGAGUUGAGGUUUCCAGCCAAAAAGUUGAGGGCUUUGUGGUUUUCUCCUCCUGCUGAUUCACUGGCUAGCAAUGGCAGUGGCAUUAAUGGGCCUUUGCCAAGAAUAUUUAUAUCAGAGCUACUGGUAGAUCAAAUGAGUCCACAAACUCAGGAAAUAAUUAAAAAAUACACCGAAUCAUCUGUGGAUGGAAACAAGUAUGCAGCACUUGCAAGUUCCCUUGGACAUUUAACAUGGGAAAAGCCCUUAUAUUCUGAGUUUCAACAAUUGGCAAGUGAAAGUGAGUAUGCUGCCUGGACCCUAGUCAACGGGUAUGCACUAAACCAUGUUACUAUAUCCACUCAUCGGCUGAAAACUCAUUUGAAGGAGAUAAAAAAACUAAAUCAGUUUAUUAAGGAUAGUGGAUUCAGAUUGAAUUCUGAAGGAGGAGUGCUGAAAGUGAGCCCUGAUGGUCUUCUCCAGCAAAGCUCAACUGUAGCAGAUUCAAUUUCUUUCAAAUUUUCUGAUGGUAUAACUGAAUCAGUUCCAUGCUCAUACAUUGAAUUUGCUGAGCGACUGGUGCUGCCGCAGUAUAAAAAUUUACCUGACACAGAGGUUAAAGAGUUCCAUAGAAGAGAUGGUUUUGAGGUAGCAAGUGCUGACAAGAUAUUUGAAAGCACAUCCAAGGAGCAGUUGAGCAGAGUAGGCUCAUAAGAGGCUCAUCUCACUCCAUACCAAGAAUGUGUAUACUUUAUUUCCCUUGGGGAAAUAUAUUACAAUUUAUACCCAGUUGUAUUCUGGAAGUUUGGAUUUCAUACAAUUCCAAUCAUGUGGAUGUUGCAUCAAUAAUUUGGGUUGAUUAAUUUCAAAAAAAAUAAUUAACUCAAACACAAACAUAAAAUAAUCGUAAGGGAUUUGUCUAGCAGCACAAUAUAGAGUCUCAGAUUUUACAUGCAAGUUCGAGAUUCUCCCUUGUCUUCUUGCAGUGAGAUAAAUAUAAGUGCAUUUGUAAGUGUUUUUUAGUCGGAA